AUGGAAUUUCAAUAAUAACAAUUCGAUGUCGAAUUUGUUCACGGCAAACGAUAUCUCAAUAGCAUUGAAUACUAUAUUAAAUGGGUAGGCUAUUCCAAAGCAGAAUCCACUUGGGAACCAGAGACUGCCUUUGAAGGAAUUUCCAAUUAAUUGAUAACUAGAUUUGAAAGGUGCCAAAAUUAUAAAAAUUAUCAUACCAAAAUUUAUAAAGCAAAUAGCCACAUCAAAAUUAGAGUCCAUAUUAUGAACAAAGGAUGCUAAGUCUAUAAGAGAUACACAUCCGAAAACAAAUAUGCUCUAUUAGGUCAAACCAACAAAAAUGAACUGAAUGGAUAGAGUGUUAAAUUCAUAUAAGAGCCUAAUAAUAAUUACAAAAAUUACGAAAGUAACUCAAUUCAAUCACACUUUAUAGAUAGAAAUGAUGAUAAAGAAGAUUACGACUUCUAUAUGAGAAGAGGCAGAGGCAGACCAAGGAAAAGUGAAACUGAUAGAGAAUUCCUUUCUUAUAAAAAUGACUAUAAAAUAGAGGCACAAAAAUAUUAGCAGAAACAAUAUCCUAUGUAAACUACAGAAUGCAGCUUUAAGUAUGGCCAUUAUAAAACUGAAAAAGAGUUCAUUUAGGAGAUGCUUAUUGUUAUUAAAAAGAAAGAGUAAAAGAAAAGAAGAGACGAAGAAGUCAUUAUUUAUAAACCACAGGCUUCCUUACCUCCUGGUUAUAAAUGUCAAUACACAGAUUUACCAAAGUUUAAUCUUCUCAAUCAGAAAUAUUAUGAUAAAAAUUCCAAGUGCUAAGUAAGUGAUGGCAAAAUUCCACUAGAAUGCAUUGUUUCUCAUCAUCUUAUGCAAAACAAGCUACUUGUAUUUAAAUGCAGAGACAAUGAUGAAUAAGUUUGCUAUUUUGAUUUUGAUACUCUAAAAUCUUAUUAUCCUACCCUACUCCUUGAUUAUUUAUCCAUAUCCUCCAUCUGGAAAAAAUGA
Molecule: messenger RNA, 978 nt
Organism: Paramecium octaurelia
Lineage: Eukaryota; Ciliophora; Oligohymenophorea; Peniculida; Parameciidae
Source: the annotation of a GenBank genome assembly